Anopheles darlingi is the source of this 448-nucleotide messenger RNA. It is a transcript of the gene RpL29, whose product is annotated as 60S ribosomal protein L29. Gene Ontology annotation, molecular function: structural constituent of ribosome. Lineage: Eukaryota; Metazoa; Arthropoda; Insecta; Diptera; Culicidae. The coding region runs from base 113 to 343 and encodes 76 amino acids. Gene Ontology annotation, cellular component: cytosolic large ribosomal subunit; ribosome. Gene Ontology annotation, biological process: cytoplasmic translation. The transcript is spliced from 4 exons. The record is from RefSeq and is a predicted model, not a curated record.
UCAAGCGUCUUUUCUCUCUCUUUCCGGUUGCCUACUUUGCGUUGAACGGUUGUUGUUUCGACGAUAAUUUAGCGAAUUUGUACCAGGUACAAAGCAAAAGUAAGGAAAUACAAUGGCCAAGUCGAAGAAUCACACCAAUCACAAUCAGAACCAGAAGGCGCACAAGAACGGCAUCAAGAAGCCGAAGCGUCAGCGAUAUGAAUCCACCCGUGGUAUGUGCCAGAAGUUCCUGCGCAACCAGCGUUUCUCGAAGAAGGGUAACGUUCCGCACGACGAGCAGCUGAAGCGUGCCGCUGAGCGCAAGGCCAAGAAUGCCGGCCAGCCCGCCCCGGUUAAGCUGUAAACAGUGGUCUGAUGGAUAGGCCACUUCGCGCUACCGUCGUGUACCGUGGCAUGAAUGAACAGGAAUAAAGCGGAACACACGGACAGGUGAUUGUGGUUUAACAAA